Molecule: messenger RNA, 2587 nt
Organism: Aphis gossypii (cotton aphid)
Lineage: Eukaryota; Metazoa; Arthropoda; Insecta; Hemiptera; Aphididae
Exons: 1
Coding region: 144-2003 (619 amino acids)
Source: RefSeq, a predicted model, not a curated record
UCAUAAUAAGAGAUUUCCGGUAUAGCAAUUUAAUAAAAUAUUGUUAAAAGUGUGCAUUGUAUAUAUAUAUAAUAGAAUUGCAAAUAAAGCAUUCGCAAACAUUUUUUUUUUUGUUUAUACAAUAUACUUUAUUGUAUUACAGUAUGGUAUGGUUACUUUUGGGGAUACAAUUGGCAAUGGCACAAUUACAUUACCAAGACAAUCAAAUACGACAAAAAUCUGGAAUAUAUUAUGAGAAUUUAGGACCUAUUAAAAUCGUAACUAAUACAUGGGAUUUAGCCAUUUCGCUGGAUACAUCCUGUUACGGGAAACAAUGGACCGGUUUCGAGGAACGGCUAGAGAAAAUUAAAGCCAUGUGUGCUGAACUUACCAAGUGGGAGGAGUUACCAACCUGUGAACCAAUGUUAACGCACGCGACACUAAUUAAGCAGAAAGUGUAUGAACGUAGGGAGCUUUUGUUAGGAUCCGUCGAGACGCGAGCUCGUCGCGGCAUUUGGCAACACGUUACACAGGCGGCACAGGUACUCUAUGGGUUGUGUAAUUUAGACUGUAUGAAAAAAUUUGAUUUUUCUAUUUAUAAAUUAAAAGAUUCUCAAAUUGACCAAAUAAAUAUUAUAAAGGAAAAUAUACGGGUAAUAAAUAUCAAACACGAAAUGGACGAACAACGAAUUGCGUAUUUAAACGAAACACUUGAACAAUUUAUGAAUGUAUCUAACACUUUAUUGCCUAAAAUAGAGGUUGAUAAGAUUAAUAAACAAUUUUUAAUCAUUAAUCAAAUUAUGAUAAUACAAAUGUUGAGAGUAAACACUUUAGUCGAGAUUAUACAGAGUGCAAAGUUAGGUCAAAUACACCCUAGCUUAAUAAAUACCAAGGCUUUAUUGGAACAAUUUAAAAACAUUAAACUUGUUCUACCUAGUGGGACCAGUAUGCCACUUGAGGUAGAGAUUAAUAAUGUCUAUGACUUAGUAAAAUUAUCAGAUUUGACGGUAUAUUAUAAUGAAAAUAACCUUGUAUUUAUUUUAAAUAUUCCUUUAGUGUACCAGCACGAUUUAAGUUUAUAUAAAUUAAUACCGUUACCGGUAUGCGUUGCUGAUAAUAAAAAGAAAUGUAUGUAUAUUAGACCUAAGCAUGAUUUUUUAGCUGUUACUAAAUCUAAGGAACUCUACUCGACAUAUGAUAACUUUAACCCUACAAUUUGUAAAACUGCUCACGAAUUUCUGAUAUGUCCCGAAACACAUCCAUUGCAUCCCAGGAGUAUGAGACCUGUGUGUGAAAUACUCCUGAUGCAGGAACCUAGGGAAGUCCCAGAAAGUUGUGAGAUACGUUACGUGGAAAUGGCUACUACAGUUUUUCACAAAUUGAGACAUAAAAAUGAGUGGUUAUAUGUUACUAAUAACGAUUCAGUAUUUGUCACUUGCGAAGAAGAGAAGGAAUCGAAAAAUCACAUAUUAGAAGGAGCAGGCAUUAUCGCACUAAACGAAACUUGUCGCGGAUACGCCAAUAGAGAUGUCCUUAUACCCGGACGCAUUGCCGGAAGAACACAAUAUACAGAUUUCAUUCCAACAUCGGUACUCAAGGAACCCAGCAGCGACAGUGGAAAUGACCAGUUUGUCAAAACAAUGAAAUUUCAUCAUAUCAAGACAAACCAAAUGAGCGAUUUAAAUGAAAUUACAAUCACGCAAGAGCAAGCUGCGGAACAACUACAACAUAAGUUAUUAUACCAACAAAUGGAAUCAAAAAUGUAUGUGGUUGUCGCUAUUGGAGUAACAACAAUUAUUGUUAUUCUAAUAAUCAGUUGUGCAUUAUCAUUAUUGUUAAAACUGAUAACAAAUAAAACGGAGCGAAAACCAUGUGAGGAACCACUACAGCUAGAAGAACAGUGGACACAAGUCAAUACCAAUGACCUGCUGGAAGCCACAGCACCUAGUGAGAGAGUUUUAGAAACAUUUCCAGAGGAAGUGACUGAGACAACUUUUUCAUUGUACCCAAAAUUAAAAAUGUAGGAUUUUUUUUGUUUUUUUUUGGAAAGUCGAGGGACUUUCAUUUUAGAGGGGAGGAAUGUAGUAAACCCAAUGCACCUGCAUUGUGUUAUACUAUAUUAUAUUAUAUUAUAUUGGGUUAUAUUAUUAAAUUAUGGGAAAUGUGUAUUAAUAUAUCUGCAUUAUAAGCAAUAGGCCAGAGAUCAGAAAAACAUAUUUUUUCUGUCGAUUGAAUAAUAAUUAUAUAAUGAUAUUAUGGCUAUAUCAUUAUAUAAUGGUUACAUAAUUAUUUAAUGAUGAUUAUGUAAAUCAUCAUAUCGCUCUAAAAUAGACUGAUUAAGAAUACUAGUCCCCUGUAUGUCAUUGAAAACUCAUAUAAAUACGAGUAGAGGACUUAGUAUUAUUCAGAAAGGUAGCACUAUUCAUAAAGGUAGUUAAACUCCAGUGUAAGACUAUUGCUCGUCGUGGACUUUGUCACAGCCACAUCGCCGCGAGUUUACGGUCAUUCCCAGUACUUGUAAUUUUACAUAGCAGUAAGCUAUUUUACUUUUGUUUUAUGUCAUUAUUUAAUGUUUCAUGUUGUUUAACUUAAUAAAACAUUUACUUUA